Molecule: messenger RNA, 2603 nt
Organism: Nycticebus coucang (slow loris)
Lineage: Eukaryota; Metazoa; Chordata; Mammalia; Primates; Lorisidae
Gene: ARSD
Product: arylsulfatase D
Exons: 10
Coding region: 891-2552 (553 amino acids)
Molecular function (GO): arylsulfatase activity
Source: RefSeq, a predicted model, not a curated record
CUGGGGCACGCCCAGUCCCGCCCCGGGGUCCGUACUCCGGCCCAGCUGGCUGUGACACGCCCAUUCCCUAAGACCUGCCCCCUUUUGUCGGAGUCACCUUGCCGGAAGCGCGGCCCCUAUGUCCCUCCGCCCCGCCCUGCGCACGAGGCCCCUCCCGAGGACAGCCGUGGCUCCGCUCCCUGGGCCUCAAGGCACGCCCCUGUCCAGCCCUUCGGGCCACCUCCCUGCCCCUGCGCUUGGAACUCGCUUAAACACUUGGAGAUGAGCCCUUUGGUCGCCUCCUCCCUGGAGCGCGGCGCUAACCGCCCACCCGGCCUCUCUAAGACGCGCCCUGUUGCCCCUCCCCGCCCGGAAUCGGCCGUGUCCCCUAAGCCCUCGGAGAGGCCCCAGCUGCGGUUGCCAGGCUCUUCCUGGUGCCCCGGGAGCUCUGCCUGAUGCCGCCGGGCUAUCGAGGGCUGUGGCACUGGGGCGCAAUUCCGGAAUCUGCCGGCUGGUGGCGGAGACCUGCCGGGGGCCUGGAUCCCUCCCGGGCUUGGGGCGGGAAGAGCCCGGGACUGCCCAGGCCGCGCGAAUCCCUUUUACGCGUGGACGCCGGAGCGCUCUUGCCUCCUCCCGGGUGACAAGCUCCUUUUUCAGCCCACCUUCCAGAUUCUUGCAGAAAUAGUUUUGUCAGAAGGUCUGAGCAGCCGCUCACGGUAUUCAAUCCCGUGUUUAUCCUUUUAAAAUGUAAGCUGCCCCUCUGCUCCAACUCUCCGAGGGCUGCGUGGAUAUUUGGCUGUAGGGGUUCCGUACUGGUUCUGCACCUUGUGUGUUUGCUUCUUGGGACUUGUGACCUUCCGGGGGGAGAGGCUGCAGUGGAAAAUGCCUUUAAACCAAAUAUCCUGCUGAUAAUGGCAGAUGAUCUGGGCAUCGGGGACCUUGGUUGCUAUGGGAACAAUACUCUGAGGACCCCAAACAUCGACCGCCUCGCAGAGGAAGGUGUGAGGCUCACUCAGCACUUGGCAGCUGCCCCUCUCUGCACACCCAGUCGAGCUGCCUUCCUCACAGGGAGACAUGCCUUCAGAUCAGGCAUGGAGGCCACCAAUGGCUACCGGGCCCUUCAGUGGAAUGCAGGCUCCGGUGGGCUCCCAGAGAACGAAACCACUUUUGCCAGAGUCCUACAGCAGCAUGGCUACGCAACUGGCCUCAUAGGCAAAUGGCACCAGGGUGUGAAUUGUGCAUCCCGCAGCGAUCACUGCCACCACCCGCUGAACCAUGGCUUUGACUAUUUCUACGGCAUGCCCUUUACACUUACAAACGACUGUGACCCUGCCAGGCCUCCUGAAGUGGAUAAAGCGUUGAGGGCGAGGCUGGAGCGUUACACCCAGAUCAUGGCCUUGGGGAUUCUGACCUUGGCUGCGGUCAGGGCCUGCAGGCUGAUCUUGGUGUCUUGGAGAGCGGUGGCAGGGAUAAGUGGAGUCACGCUCGUGUUUUUCGUCUUCUGGUAUGCCAGUUUUGGGUUUGUGCAGCGCUGGAAUUGCAUCCUCAUGAGAAAUCACGAUGUCACAGCACAACCCAUGACUCUGGAGACCACAACCAGUCUUAUGCUAAAGGAAGCUGUUUCCUUCAUUGAAAGGCAUAAGCACGGGCCGUUCCUCCUGUUCGUUUCCUUCCUUCACGUCCACAUUCCCCUCGUCACCACCAAAGCCUUCCUUGGGAGAAGCACGCAUGGCUUGUACGGGGACAACGUGGAGGAGAUGGACUGGCUCGUAGGGGAGAUUCUUCAUGCCGUGGACGAAAACGGUCUGAAGAACAUGACUGUCGUGUAUUUUACGUCUGACCACGGGGGGUAUUUGGAAGCAAGAGAUGAACGUGGCACCCAGCUAGGGGGAUGGAACGGAGUGCACAAAGGAGGCAAAGGCAUGGGCGGCUGGGAAGGUGGGAUCCGAGUCCCAGGGAUAUUCCGCUGGCCCGGGGUGCUCCCAGCCAGCCAGAUCAUCAAUGAGCCCACGAGCCUGAUGGACGUUUUCCCCACUGUGGUGCAGCUGGGCGGCGGACAGGUGCCCCGGGACAGGGUGAUGGAUGGCCACAGCCUGCUUCCCUUGCUGCAAGGGACUGCCCCACACUCGGCACAUGAGUUCCUGUUCCAUUACUGUGGGAAGCAUCUCCAUGCGGCUCGCUGGCACCAGAAGGACAGUGGAAGAGUCUGGAAGGUCCAUUACAUGACUCCUCGGUUCCGCCCUGAGGGAGCGGGGGCCUGCUAUGGCCAAGGAAUCUGCCCAUGCUCUGGGGAGGGUGUGAGCCAUCACAACCCCCCUUUGCUCUUUGAGCUCUCCGUCGACCCUUCCGAGGCUCAGCCCCUGUCCCCUGACUCAGAGCCCCUGUACCAUGCCGUGAUGGCGAGGGUGGCCCAGGCUGUGGCACAGCACCAGAAGACCAUCAGUCCAGUGCCCGAGCAGUUUUCCACCAGCAACAUCAUGUGGAAACCAUGGCUGCAGCCGUGCUGUGGACAGUUUCCUUUCUGCUCAUGCCAGGAGCCCGGGGAUGGCACCCCCCAACGGCCAGGCCUGUGACAGAGGAAAAAAGAGGCUGACCGGGUUGGGAAAUAAAAAUCUCCAACCUUG